AUGGAAAUCGUUGACUUUGCAGAAUGUUUGAAACAGGUCAAUGGGAAGCUUCAGUUCCACUACGUUCAAGCGGGGCUCUGCUCCCAUCGGCACCGCGCAACGCUCAUGGAAACGGUCAACUUCCGGAGCCUCAACAAAUGCACCUCUAUUUCGUCCAACGGCCGGCAGUCCGUCGCUGAGGAGGAGCUCAGGGCCGGUCUCGACGGUCUGCUGGACGAGAUCCGCUAA
This is a messenger RNA of Thermothielavioides terrestris NRRL 8126, 228 nucleotides long. RefSeq lists its product as uncharacterized. The record is from RefSeq and is a predicted model, not a curated record. The transcript has 2 exons. NCBI's taxonomy places the organism in Eukaryota, Fungi, Ascomycota, Sordariomycetes, Sordariales, Chaetomiaceae. The coding region runs from base 1 to 228 and encodes 75 amino acids.